AUGGAUGUUUGGAUUGUUGCUGCAGCAGCUGGUGCUGGGUAUGUAGCUCAGUAUUUGAAGAAUCUUUCGCCGGCUAAAAAUUAUUUGUCAGAUUUAUCUUCUGCUAAUGCUGAUUCUGAUAGAUCGAACGAUGAAGAGAAGCGCUGCUCCUUCUGCAGUGCCUUUUUGAAAAAUAAGCUUGUGAAAGAUGUUUGUAGAGAAGAAACUAAGGUUUCUCAAGAGGCUUCAGCAGCAGAAAUGGCUUCUACAAGUGAGUUUGGAGGUGAAAAUAUGGUAGCAUUGGAAAACCUAAUGAUUUGCAGUACAUCUCCCAAUUCAAAUUUAUCACCGGGGGUUAUGAACAAUGAAGAUGUGCUAGAGGAUUGGGAAGGCAGAGGACUGAACAUUGAUGAGUUAUACAAGGAGCAUUCGGGAAUUGAAGAAUACACCUUUAGUUCAACUCAUUCACCUUGCAAACCAACUGUACGGCCUUUUGUAGUUACUGAUGGGAGCAGAAUAAUCAGCAGAGCUGGUUAUGAAUCCUUUAGUUCUCCAACUGGAACAGGGAAAUAUAACUUGCACGAAAGGACUUAUUCACAAGAUGGGGAGGUUGUUCUAGGAAUUCCUGGACUACCUAAAGUUGCAUUAAUGGAGUGCCGUAAUAAAGCUAAAACUGGAAAGGAGAAGGUUACAAGAUCGAGCAAUUCUAGUAGAAUGGUCAAUGGAAAUACCAAUAAUUCUCCUGAAGGAUCACCUGGUGGAGCUCUUAAUUUCUAUCGUGGAUUCUCUAUUGGCAUAAUAUCAUCUUUCUUGGCACAUAAAAUGGAAAUAGAAAAACUGAGUACCUUGUUAAGGCAGACUGAGAACCUUGUUCAAGAUCUGCAGGAAGAACUUGAAAUGAAAGAUUUGUUGACAAUGAAAGAGCUCGCUGUAGAAAAUUAUGAAUCACAGGAUAUGCACGACGACUCUUACUACAAAGAGGCAGUGGAUGCAUUUACCCCUGAACAGAAAGUGGACGACUCAACAGAGUAUUGUCGUGAAGAAUAUGGUGACCAGAAGGCAGAGGACUUAUCUUUGAGUAACAUUGAAGCAGAGCUUGAAGCUGAGCUGGAGAGGUUGGAAUUAAACAUGAGUUCAUCUAAGUUGGAAAAGAAAAUAUCUAAUUUAGCGGAGGUUGACAAAGAUUUCAUAGCAGAUGAUGUUGAGGGAGAGUUGAGAGCCGACUUGUUUGACAAACCUGAUGUUGAUCAGGAUCAAAUUGGUUGCUCAACCCCCUGCUCCGUCCACUAUGCGGUCUCCCCAAGAGAGCUGAGUUUGCGGUUACAUGAAGUCAUUCAAUCCCAACUCGAAGAACGUGUCAAGGAGCUCGAGAUUGCACUUCAGAACAGUCAGAGGAAGAUGAAAUACGCUGAAUCCAAGAAUGCACCUCGUUGGAGCGAAUUUUCUAACAACGGAGAAGGAUCUUAUGAAGAUGCAUCUACAGACGAGCCUGUGAUUAUAAAUUUAUCAGGGGAAGCUCUUGCUGCAUACAAUGAGGCUUAUGACGAGUUUGCAAAGGUAGCCAAGUCGGAUGAAGAGGACACGCCAUCUGGGCUUGAGGAGGGCAACGAGCAAGAAAUAUUUCAGGAUGGGCAGCACGUUCGUAAUGGGGGCUCAAACCAUUACACGCGACAUUCCUUUGUUAAUGGAAGCCCACCAUUGUUAUCGAAUCAUAGAGACGACAUCAUAUGUAGCACAGAUAAGAAUGGAGAUGGUGAAGAAGAGAUGGAGAGGCUGUUGAUAAGGCAAAUUGUAGAGCGAGCUAGGAAAGGCUCUCCUGUAAUUUCAAACGCUCAUAUAGCAUUGUUUUCAACUGAUGAGUACCAACAUUAA
Fraxinus pennsylvanica is the source of this 1851-nucleotide messenger RNA. The record is from the annotation of a GenBank genome assembly. NCBI's taxonomy places the organism in Eukaryota, Viridiplantae, Streptophyta, Magnoliopsida, Lamiales, Oleaceae.